Molecule: messenger RNA, 2048 nt
Organism: Nymphaea colorata (pocket water lily)
Lineage: Eukaryota; Viridiplantae; Streptophyta; Magnoliopsida; Nymphaeales; Nymphaeaceae
Product: coatomer subunit delta
Exons: 12
Coding region: 265-1854 (529 amino acids)
Biological process (GO): Golgi localization; retrograde vesicle-mediated transport, Golgi to endoplasmic reticulum; endoplasmic reticulum to Golgi vesicle-mediated transport
Cellular component (GO): COPI vesicle coat; cytosol
Source: RefSeq, a predicted model, not a curated record
CUCUUCGAAAAUACCUCAUUGGAGAAGGUCGGCCCAUUUCCGUCGUCCGUUUUCCCUCGCUACUCCGUUGCCUCUCCCAUUGCUCCCCCCUCCUUCCGCGGGCAACGGCCGUCCUCCUGCUGCACACAGCACGCUGCUUCCGGUGGAGCAUCUCCUGUGAUCGGCGCUGUUCUACGUCAUCCUGCUGAAAGGUUCACAAGCUACAGCUCUUGAUUCGGAGCAUCUCAUACAUAUUACAGCCUUUUCCUAUUGCAACGCUUCACAAUGGUGGUUCUUGCAGCUUCUAUUAUCAACAAGUCUGGUAAAGCAUUAGUUUCAAGGCAGUUUGUGGAAAUGUCACGCAUCAGGAUAGAGGGACUGCUAGCUGCAUUUCCUAAGUUAGUUGGUAUAGGAAAACAACACACUUAUGUUGAAACGGAAAAUGUGCGCUACGUGUACCAACCAAUGGAAACUUUGUAUCUGCUUCUUGUCACAAACAAACAGAGCAAUAUACUUGAGGAUCUGGAGACAUUGAGGCUCCUGUCCAAGCUGGUUCCUGAAUAUUCCCCUUCACUUGAUGAAGAAGGCGUUUGCAGGAUGGCUUUUGAGUUGAUUUUUGCUUUUGAUGAAGUAAUAUCUCUUGGUCACAAGGAAAGUGUAACUGUUGCACAAGUCAAGCAGUACUGUGAAAUGGAGAGCCAUGAAGAGAGGCUUCACAAGCUAGUUAUGCAGAGCAAGAUAAAUGAAACCAAGGAUGUUAUGAAGAGAAAAGCUAGCGAAAUUGACAAGAGCAAGAUGGAGAAGAAUAGAGGGGAAAAAGGUGGUUUCAUGUCUCUGCCAUUGUCUGGUUCGACUAGAAUUGAGAGUAGCUUCAACGAUAUGAGCAUAUCAGGUGGCAGCGGUGGGGGAUUUGGCAGUGGAUCUGGAUUUGGAUUUGACACUGAUAUCGAGCCAACUAAAUCAAAAGGUCGGCCAACUUCUUCUGCCACAGCUCCCCCUAAAGGUCUUGGAAUGCAGCUAGGAAAAACACAGAAAACUAAUCAGUUCUUGGAGUCUCUGAAGGCGGAAGGUGAAGUAAUUCUUGAAGAUGUGAAACCCAUCCCAGGACAGUCAAGAGCGCCUGCUCCCAUACCAUCUGAUCCCAUCACGUUGACUGUAGAAGAAAAAAUUAAUGUGACUCUAAAACGUGAUGGUGGAUUGAGUAACUUUGAUGUCCAAGGGACUCUUUCACUGCAAAUACUGAACAAGGAAGAUGGUUUCAUUCAAGUCCAGAUUGAAAGUGGAUCAAAUGCAGGGUUGCAGUUCAAAACUCACCCGAACAUCAACAAGGAAUUAUUUUCUAAUGAAAAUAUACUAGGCUUGAGGGACCCUAACAGACCUUUCCCUACUGGCCAAUCUGGUGAGGCUUCAGGGGUUGGGCUUUUGAAGUGGAGAAUGCAAAGUGUUGAUGAGUCUGCUGUGCCACUCAGCAUCAAUUGUUGGCCUUCUGUCUCUGGUGGGGAAACAUAUGUUAGUAUUGAGUAUGAAGCCUCCUCUAUGUUUGAUUUGCGGAAUGUUGUCAUUUCAAUUCCUCUUCCUGCAUUGAGGGAUCACCCAGAAGUCAAGCAAAUUGAUGGAGACUGGAGAUACGACAGUAGGAGCUCUGUUUUAGAGUGGUCUAUCCUUUUGAUUGAUAACUCAAACAGGAGUGGAUCUAUGGAGUUUGUAGUUCCUCCAGCAGACUCUUCUGCUUUCUUCCCCAUACAAGUUAGGUUCACUGCAGCCAAAACAUUCAGCGAUGUGAAGGUUGUUAAUGUUUUGCCCCUGAAAGGAGGUCCUCCUCCAAAGUUUGCCCAUCGCACACAGCUCAUCACUGAAAAUUACCAAGUAAUGUGAUCUUGAUUUUAUUGUGUUUGGUUUCCAUGUAUACAUCGAGCAUGACUACCCUCCCUUUGUUGAUAUUUUUGCUUGCCAUGCAAUGAAGCAAAAGGGUCUGUAUUUUCUUCCUUUUUCCCUUUUUUUUGAGAGUUAAGCCGAGGACAACACCAAGGAGAAAUUCAAAACAAUAAAAUUUUAAAGUUGUUGCUUGA